Molecule: messenger RNA, 965 nt
Organism: Aspergillus eucalypticola CBS 122712
Lineage: Eukaryota; Fungi; Ascomycota; Eurotiomycetes; Eurotiales; Aspergillaceae
Exons: 1
Coding region: 300-530 (76 amino acids)
Source: RefSeq, a predicted model, not a curated record
GCCAGUAUCCUGCAUAGAUUACAAGCACAAGCCACUACUUACGUAUGUAGUGCUAGGGUUCUGGUUAUAUUCUUGCUCUGUUAAAAGUGCAGCUGCCACAGGACUGACUGAUUGACCUAAUUACUAGAUAAUCAUCAACCUAUAACAUAACUGUACUUUUACUUACGCUUGCCUGCCUUCUACCUCACCUGCAGGCCAGCGAGGCUUGGUUUGGCUGCGUCAACCACCCCUCGUCCGCACAUCGUGGCUUUUCCUCCUCUCGUUGGUGCUUCGCUCCCAAAGCCGAGGGUCGUGUCGUCAUGACUGAUCCUGGUGGAUGGAGUCGUCCGGGGCGAUCGCCUGGACUGUUAGUGUUGGGUACUGGUUUCGAUCUGCCAUUCUCCUCUUCCCUCAGGAACACUCGUGGCCUUGCUGUACUUGUGGUUCGACAAAUGAGAGCCCGAAUGGCCGGUAAUCGGCGUAUCGGUUCGCCCUCGCUGGUCACCUCCACCACCUCCACCGUUCCGUUCCCACUACCUUUUGUGCCUUAGUCAUGCUAAGUCAGGCCCAACGCAUGAUAGUUAUAUGGGGCUAUUGGAAUUUUUUGCGAGGGCAUAUGAAAAUGGUGAAAAAUGAGAAUGAGAGUAUUAAGUGGACCAUUUCACCUUGGCGGAGCAUGGGGUACCCUGGUGCCCUGGUGCCUUUUUUUUUUUUGCCCUAUUUUCAUCUCUUUCAGUGGCUGCCUGUCACUACUGAACCCAACUAAACCUCCAUUGAACAAGUGUCAGUCCCAAACACGCUGCUGAGUGGGUGAACCAUGAUACCAUUCUACGGGUCUCCCAGGCUGUCGGAAGUACGGCGCUAACAGGAACUUACCAUGGUCAUGUUUCCGGAAGAGUUAGCCUCAGCUGCUCGAUUGCAGUCUGCGAUUGGUAGACCAUGGAUCGUAGCUAUCAUCAUCAUGAGCUCUCCAUGACAACCAGAAC